CUCCUACAACUGACAACAACACUUUCUUAUCCUUUCUUCCAUCUUCCAAACAGGUGUUAGCAGCUGCUUCAGUUCAUCAGCCCCUUAUCUCCACCUCAUCACCUGCUUCCAUUUCUGGUUAGCUUAUCCUAUCCUCUAUUCAUUCUUUUGUGUCAUGUGAUGCUCUUUCCUCCUCCCUAAUUCAGCUAUUUAAAGGACAACGGGAACUUCGCUUAAGUCACAGAGCUAAGAUUGGAGUUAAGUACUGUACCAACUCAGGACUGGACGAGGCGGCACCACCAUGAGCAAAUGUGGAGUAACCGCUACGCAGUUUAAGCUUUAUCCUGGAGAAUCGCUCGUCGUGAAAGGGAAAGUUUUACCAGACUGCAAAGAAUUUGAGAUCAACCUGGGUAAAGACUGUGACAACCUGGUGCUCCAUUACAAUGCACGUUUUGACUGCAAGGGUGACGUGAACACCGUGGUGUGUAACUCCAGGCGAGACAGCACCUGGGAGGAUGAGGAAAGACCACCCGACUUCCCUUUUCAUCACGACUCUGAGGUUGAGAUCACCUUCAGUUUCACGGAUAAUGGCUUCCGAGUGAAAACGGAAGGGAGUGAAGAAAUUGUCUUCCCCAACCGGCUGGGCCUUAAUCUGAUUGAUUAUCUUGGAGUGGAUGGAGACUUCAGAAUCAAAUCGGUGACCUUUCCCUGAGGCGAGACUUUCUCCCUCGCGGGCUUGUUCCCCAAGUCGAAAAGAAUUGAUUGUCUCAAACCA
Messenger RNA from Thamnophis elegans (Western terrestrial garter snake), 754 nucleotides. Its product is annotated as 16 kDa beta-galactoside-binding lectin-like. The transcript has 4 exons. NCBI's taxonomy places the organism in Eukaryota, Metazoa, Chordata, Lepidosauria, Squamata, Natricidae. The record is from RefSeq and is a predicted model, not a curated record. Bases 281 to 691 code for a protein of 136 amino acids. Gene Ontology annotation, molecular function: carbohydrate binding; laminin binding.